Neoarius graeffei (lesser salmon catfish) is the source of this 4252-nucleotide messenger RNA. It is a transcript of the gene mfsd12b, whose product is annotated as major facilitator superfamily domain containing 12b. Gene Ontology annotation, cellular component: membrane. Lineage: Eukaryota; Metazoa; Chordata; Actinopteri; Siluriformes; Ariidae. Gene Ontology annotation, molecular function: symporter activity. The transcript has 11 exons. Bases 217 to 1596 code for a protein of 459 amino acids. The record is from RefSeq and is a predicted model, not a curated record. Gene Ontology annotation, biological process: carbohydrate transport.
GGCUCCUGAAGCGGUGUAAAUAAAUCCGUCGCGCGCUCAGCAGCAUCUUUAUUCGGCCGCUGAUCUCCACUGAACUCCACUCCGGUUUAUUUUUUACUUUUUACAGAAGUAAUGGCACCCUAACGAGCGUUUGACCGCCCAGUCAGGGUGAGUGAGUGAGCAGCGCGCAGUGAGUGAGUGUUUCCUCUCCGCUUCUCCCGGUUUCACCUGUCGGGCAUGGCGGAGUCUGAGGGCGCGCGCACGCUGCCCCCGGUCCGGCGCUUCACCUACGCGGUGGGGCACGCGCUCAACGACCUGUGCGCGUCCAUGUGGUUCACCUACCUGCUGCUCUACUACCAGUCGGUGCUCGGCUUCCAGGACGCCAACGCCGGGCUGCUGCUGCUCUUCGGCCAGAUCGCAGACGGAAUCGCCACGCCGCUGGUCGGCUACGAGUCGGACCGGACACGGGGAUUCGGAUCGUACGGAAAACGCAAGUCGUGGCAUUUAGUCGGAACCAUCUGCGUGCUGCUGUCUUUCCCGUUCAUCUUCAACCCAUGUUUGGGCUGCAGCGAGGCGAUGCCACAGUGGGUGGGCCUCACCUACUUCACCCCUUUCAUCAUCAUCUUCCAGUUCGGCUGGGCCGCCACUCAGAUCUCCCACCUGUCGCUCAUUCCAGAGCUGGUGACAUGCGAACACGCCAAGGUGGAGCUCACGUCAUACAGGUACGCGUUCACAGUGCUCUCCAAUAUCACCGUAUACGCAGUGGCCCUGCUGCUGUUCCGCUUUCAGCACUCAGCUGAUCCGUCCUUCACUGGCCAGCUGAGUUACCUCGACGUCCCCAUAUUCAGGGACCUGGCGCUGAUCGUGCUGGGCAUCGGUGUUGUUUUCUCAGUCAUCUUCCACCUGGGUACUCGAGAACGAACUCAACAUGAGCCUGAAGAGACUCAACCCCUGCUGUCUGACUCCAGCGUGAACUCGGCACCGUUGCUGCAGUGGAAACACUGGCUCACCGAACCGUCCUUCUAUCAGGUGGCUGCUCUGUACAUGUGCACUCGCCUGAUCGUUAACCUCUCCCAGACCUACAUCGCCAUGUACCUCAUCAACUCUUUAUUACUGCCUAAGAACUACAUCGCCACCAUUCCUCUGGUGCUGUACGUUAGCGGCUUUGUGUCCUCUCUGGCCAUGAAGCCCAUCAGUAAACGCCUCGGCAUUAGCAGGACGUAUAUUGUGGGAGUCGUGCCCAUCCUAGCAUUUGGCAUUUGGGUGCUGCUGGAUUUGGAGAUGGGCAUUGGUGUGUACGGUGCGGCCGUGCUGCUAGGAGCCGGGUCUGCCGUCAUUCUGGUGAUGUCGCUGUCCAUGACUGCUAAUCUCAUCGGAAAUCAGACGCAAAGUAGCGCGUUCGUGUAUGGAGCAAUGAGUUUCACGGACAAAGUCGCCAACGGUCUCGCUGUGAUGAUCAUCCAGAGCCAGUACCCCUGUCAAACACAGGUUUGCUGCACUGACUGCGUUUGGUUCUACCAUCACAUCAUGGUAGCUGUAACCGGGGGCAUCGGCCUCGUUGCCAUGCUCUGCCUCUGUAGCCUGCUCAUCUGGCCAAUCAAGAUUCGCCGAUGUUGAGAAUGCUUUCCCAGCAGGUGGCGGCCAUCUUGGAGAACAGAUUUGUGGCUAAACGCAGGAGAACAUCAGGAACAUAACCAUCACUGUGAUUGGGGAACCAGAGCGAGCACAAAGCACCGAGUGUAUCUUCACAUCACAUGGUUACACAACGAAUCUGAGAACUUUGAGGAAGUAGAGCUGUCUGUUUUCACUGGAAACCUCUCCACAAAGCAUCACCUGACCACUACAAUGCAGAUCUUCUUAAACAUUCCUGUUUUCUCUGGGCUUCAGAUUUUUUAAUAGCAACACUGACAUUUCUGACGGUGAAAAUACAACUCCUGGAAGUCCCGGAGAUAUGAAGAACAAAAAGGAUUCUACUUGAUGUCUAUAUUUACAACAUAAAUUUUUGUUCAUAUUAAAAUGCGUCUUAGUAAAUGUCUUCGUUUUCCUUUCAAAAGUAACAGGAACAGAUUUUUAAUAUCAGUACUGUAUUUGCAUGAAGUGAUUAAUUUAUGCCACAGACUCAUUCUUGAAGCUGAUUGGUCAGAAGGUGUUGAGUCUUUCUGUCACAGCACCUCUGAGACUGGUGCAGCUGCAAGCCGAAUCACAGGUUUAUAUUAAAAUUCCCUUUCGAAUACGUUAUCAUUUAUAUACAGUACCAGUCAAAAGUUUGUACGCCCCUUCUCUACUCAUUCAGACGUUUUUCUGUAUUUUGUAGUUUCUACAUUGUAGAACAACACCGAAGACAUCAAAACGAUGGAAUAACAUAUGGAACAUACUUCAGUUAUUCCACGAAAUCGAGUCUUACAUGAGCUGAUAGCCGAUGAGGCGCAUAGCACCAAGUUGCCUAUAAGCCAUGUACGACAAGAUUGAGUGGAAUAACUGUUUUAUUCUAUCCACAUUCACUGAAUUUUGAGAAACAGAGCAUUUUUAUUUUUUGCAAAUUCGAUAAAUAUAAACUUUGUACAAAACGUCCGACAAAAUCAUUUCGGCUUAGAAUGUAAACAAACCGACGAAAUGACAGGAGCAAUUUGUGAAAAAUGCGUUAAUAAUAAAAAAUAAAAAUAAUAUGUUCUUACCAUCAAAUACUUUCCAUAUUUUGUUGCCUUUUUUUUUUGUAUUUUUUUGUGGUUUUGUUUUCGAUUAGUUUUUAUUUCAUCCUCGGUUGCUUCAGUAACACGCGCUGCCAUUUUCUUCUUCUUCUUUAGGAUUUUUCGGCAGUUGGCAAACCAACUUAAAGGUGCAUUACUGCCACCGACUGGGCUGGAGUGUAGAACAGGAGCUACUGGGGAGGAAAAAAACCCCUAUAUUCUUUUAGCUGUUUGUUUCUUUGAAAUACUUGAUAACAAAGUGAUGUAUCUGACUUGAUGCGCUCUGACAUUUUGUUUUUCUCUACUCACAGUAUAUGAGCUGAUAUCCUAGUAGUAGAGUAGCCAAUCAGAGCGCGUGAUUGCUCAUAUCCAGUGAAUGUGGAUAGAAUAAAUGGAAUUAUGUGGUAGACGAAAAGAUGUUAAGAAACAAAAUGUUUGAUAUUUUAGAUUCUUCAAAGUAUCCAGCGUUUACCUUGAUGACGCUUUGUAAACUACUGACUCUUAUUAUCUUAACCAGCUUCAUGAGGUCGUCACCUGGAACGCUUUUCAAUUAACAGGUAUGGCCUCGUCAAAAGUUAAUUAGUGAACGAGUUUCUUGCCGCCUUAAUGUGUUUGAGAUCGAACAGUUAAUAGUAAAUAAUAAAAUAACCCUAUUCCACACCACAGCUGUAAUAAUCCGUACAGUAUUAUAUCAAGAACCGAACAACCAAGUAAAGAGAAACGACAUCCAUCAUUACUUUUAAGACACGAAGUGACUUAAUUAAAAUAUAAAGAAAACAUUGAAGUAGAAGGUGUGUCCAAAUGUUUUGACUGGCACUGUAUAGUAACAGCUCAUUCCUCAGGACUUGUACAAGCUGUAGCGCUAAGUUUUCUGACAUCACCAGGACAGAGAACAUUGCUGUUUGCAGUUUCCCAGUAACCCAGUUUUAAUUUUUUUUUUCAACAGAAAGUAACAGAAUGCCUGUUUGUAUGACACGAGUGAUUAUGGGAACUGACUUGAUUUGUGGACAUCACACAACAUUAAAUGUAAUUAUAACUGGAUAAAAAAAUGAUUGGUGGACUUUAAUAAAUAAAGACAGGAAUCGUUGGUGGUAUAAGAGGAAUAAAACACAUCAGUAUGUGCUGCUAUUAUUAUUAUUAUUAUUAUAUCAUGAUUCUGUAGUACAGCACAAAGCAGUCUUACAUCUUGACCAUUAUCACCACUCUUGUAUCAUGCAGUGAUUUACAUUUCCAUCAGAUUAUAGUACUGUAUCGCUUGCUAUUCACACGAACUGAAGGUAAGGGACGACUGUGCCCCUGAGCUCUCCCAGUUUAACCUCUGCCUCCAUUGUUCUGGUAUUUACAACCUUCUGACCUGAUUUCUUUCCUCAGUUCCACAUACACUACAAUAGCUCUGUUUGUAAAAAUGACUCAGAUUAACCCAAAUCCCCAUCUUUCACCCAUUUCAUAAUAGCAGUGUUUGAGGUUAAUCUAAUCAUUAUAAAGCUUGUUAAUGGACCUAAUUAUGAAUGCUGUCCUUUAACAUUUACUUUCUCUUUGUAAUGUUUUUCUGCUAUAAAACGGGAAUAAAAAGCAACACUGGACAA